Molecule: messenger RNA, 2296 nt
Organism: Saimiri boliviensis boliviensis (Bolivian squirrel monkey)
Lineage: Eukaryota; Metazoa; Chordata; Mammalia; Primates; Cebidae
Gene: DUS1L
Product: dihydrouridine synthase 1 like
Biological process (GO): tRNA processing
Molecular function (GO): flavin adenine dinucleotide binding; tRNA dihydrouridine synthase activity
Source: RefSeq, a predicted model, not a curated record
GCGGCGGCGCGGAGCCCUGGGCCCGGCUGCGGCCCGGCUGCGGCCCCGGCGCGGUGCUGGCGUUCCCGGAGGCCCGAGCGCGGCAGGGGCCCCGGGAGUCGGCGAGGCCGGCGGGCGGUGAGGCCGCGGGGCUCCGGUCAGUUCGCAGCGCGGACGCGGCCCGCCGCGUGGCUCGGGCCGAGGCCGUCGAGGGGCGCCCUGCGGCGUUUCGGGGCGGCCGGGCGCGGAGAGCCAGGCUCUGCCCUUCCCCUUCCCCGGGCCCGGCGCGGGGCCGAUGCUCCCGGGAAGGGGCCCUGCCGGGGUCCGAAGCUCACCGUAGGGCGGUCCGCUCAGGGCCAGGCCCGCGGGGACGCCGGCGUCGCGGGUUCCUCCGCGUUCUCGGCGCUCCUGCCCGGCCGACAGAGCGCCCCACUCCCCAGGGAGGGUGAAGGCCUCGGGGCCCGGCGGCUCCCUCGAGGUCCGCCGGGAGGUGGCGGCGCCGGGGUGGGCUUUCUCCCGCCCGCCGCGCCCCCUCCUUCAGUGCCCCCUGCGUGUGACCCAGCGGCGGUAGUAGAGCAGCCUUCGAAGGGUGACGGCCGCCUCUGAGUCCUACGCCUGUCGCUGGGCCCGGCUCAGCCCUGGCUCUGCUCCUUUCCCCCAGCCUGGAGACGAUGCCAAAGCUGCAGGGCUUCGAGUUCUGGAGUCACACCCUUCGGGGGGCCCGCCACGUGGUGGCCCCCAUGGUGGACCAGAGCGAGCUGGCCUGGAGGCUGCUGAGCCGGCGCCACGGGGCACAGCUCUGCUACACGCCCAUGCUGCACGCGCAGGUCUUCGUCCGCGACGCCAACUACCGCAAGGACAACCUGUACUGCGAGGUGUGCCCCGAGGACCGGCCGCUCAUCGUCCAGUUCUGUGCCAACGACCCGGAGGUGUUUGUUCAGGCGGCUCUCCUGGCUCAGGAUUACUGUGACGCCAUCGACCUGAAUCUGGGCUGCCCACAGAUGAUAGCCAAGAGAGGUCACUAUGGCGCCUUCCUGCAGGACGAGUGGGACCUUCUCCGAAGGAUGAUUUUGCUGGCCCACGAGAAACUCUCUGUUCCCGUCACAUGCAAAAUCCGUGUCUUCCCAGAGAUUGACAAGACUGUGAGGUACGCCCAGAUGCUGGAGAAGGCCGGCUGCCAGUUGCUGACCGUGCAUGGGCGCACCAAGGAGCAGAAGGGGCCCCUGUCGGGUGCAGCGUCCUGGGAGCACAUCAAGGCCGUGCGGAAAGCUGUGGCCAUCCCUGUGUUUGCCAAUGGGAACAUCCAGAGCCUACAGGAUGUGGAGCGCUGCAUCCAGGACACGGGGGUACAGGGUGUCAUGAGCGCAGAAGGCAACCUGCACAACCCCGCCCUGUUUGAGGGCCGGAGCCCCGCCGUGUGGGAGCUGGCCGAGGAAUACCUGGACAUCGUGCAGGAGCACCCCUGCCCACUGUCCUACGUCCGGGCCCACCUCUUCAAGCUGUGGCACCACACGCUGCAGGUGCAUCAGCAGCUGCGAGAGGAGCUGGCCAAGGUGAAGACCCUGGAGGGCAUUGCCGCCGUGAGCCAGGAGCUGAAGAUGCGGUGUCAGGAGGAGAUAUCCAGGCAGGAGGGAGCGAAGCCCGCCGGCGACUUGCCCUUCCACUGGAUCUGCCAGCCCUACGUCCGGCCGGGGCCGAGGGAGGGGAGCAAGGAGAAGGCGGGUGCACGCAGCAAGCGGGCCCUGGAGGAGGAGGAGUGUGGCACGGAAGUCCUGUCCAAGAACAAGCAGAAGAAGCAACUGAGGAACCCCCACAAGACCUUCGACCCCUCUCUGAAGCCAAAAUACGCAAAGUGUGACCAGUGUGGAAACCCAAAGAUGUGUGUUCAGCCUGUGCCGCGGCUGCUGCAAGAAGCGAGCCUCCAAAGAGACCGCGGACUGCCCAGGUCACGGAUUGCUUUUUAAAACCAAAUUGGAGAAAUCUCUGGCCUGGAAAGGGAUGCAGCCUGAGCUGCAGGAGCCUCAGACAGCCACACCCGGCACACCAGGUGGCUUCUCAGAAGUCAUGAGUACUGCUCUGGCCUGAAGGCCCAGAACCCCCACCCCCAGGACCGCUCCUGGAGCCUGGACUCGUCCUACUUAAGGAAACGUCUUUUACUCAGGGAAUCUCCCCUUCCUUUAACGUGGAAAGACGCGCCCUGUCCCCCUCGCCCGCCCUGGGGGCCCGGAAUGCUGCAGUGGGGAGCAGGCCCCAGGCUGGACCUGCCCUGUCCUCAGCACACACGUGCAAAAGCGAACAAUAAAUCAUUUCAAAGAUG